CUAUGAUUGAUACAGAAGAAGAUCGCGAUCGUACUACAUACUAUGUAGUACAUAGUGUGUAAUAAUAGAUAAGUGGGACGCAGGAACAUUGGUGGCCCUGAGGUUCCAGCCUUUCAGUCGAUCCGGUUCGUGACGACACCAGAAUGACGUAUGGCAUCCCCCGGUCUUCGAGCGACCUUCAAAAUGCGUCCUUUUCUCACUCUCCAUCUCUAUGCCCAUAAUCUGUUUGUAAUAUAUGCGUUAAGCCUCGCAUCUUGAUCAACAUGUCACGAAGGGAUCCGACCCAUCAUGAAGCAGUUCCGUAUAGUUCGAAGACCAGUGGCAAUGAUAUCAUCGCGGCGGAUCGCACCACCACCGAGAUCAGUGGUCCAACAGACAGUCAUGUCCUCUCGAAAGUAGACCAGGAUGAAAAGGGGCUGGCACAAAAGGCUGGUGAUACCGACGCCAUCACAGACGUGGGGUGGGAUCAGCCUCCAGAGGAGAUCGAUGAGAAGCUCGUGUCUGGACUCUCGAAUGAAGAUCUUUGGAUGCUUCUUCGACGUUUCAACAAGCAAAUCUAUUAUGUGAAAGCAGUGCCAGAACCUCCCUUGCAACGACUGGACCUCAACCGGGCAGAAGAUGAGCAAUUCUCCCCUGACAAACUGCGCGCGACCCUUGAACGAUUCUACACGACCAUUGUUGUGUCAUUAACUGCGUUUGUCAAACAUAUUGCCAGGAUACGUUCAUGGAGGGAGCAACAGCGGACUUCAGCAUUCUGUGCUGUGUACUUCGUUGCAUGGGCCGUGGAUCUUCUCGCCCCUACCUUCUUCAGCCUCCUUAUCAUCUUGGUCAUAAGCCCCGAGUCCAGGGCCUCAUUGUUCCCUCCUGCUCCCAUAGCAUUAGUGGACAAGGAUACAGGUGGCGUGCAAAAGCCAAAGGCUGGCGUAUUAGGAUCUCAUGACAGUGUUACCGGAGCACCCGAGAAUAUGAAGGGUGAGGCAGCUGAACAAGAGGCUAGUAACCUGAUAGCGAGCGUUGCCAGUGUUGCUGUGGGUAGCGUUGCUGGCAAACACGAUCAGGGAACACCAGAGGAUGCUCCUAUCGAGUCCUCUGUACCAGAUGCGAUGGAGAUGGCUACCAGUGCCGCAGAUGCACAGACAGCUGCUCAUGGAGAAGCCACAGAUGAGGCCCAUGACAAAACCAGGCAACCUAUGAAAGAUACCGUCUACAACGCGGCUAAUAAAUCAAUGCGCGUCCUAAGUGAUAUUAUUGAUACAUGGGAGAGGCUUGGAAAUGCCUUGUCACCAACUCCACCUUUCUCAAUUGUGACGCCUUACAUACGCCUGACAGCUGUGCUCUCUGCUGCCUUCCUGGUUUCACUCAUCACCUCCAGUUACGUCUUCGUCAAGAUGACCACGUUUGGAGUUGGGUUCGCAUUCUUUGGAGACCCAAUUAUCAGACGUGCCGUGCAAUACUUGAACAAAGAAUACCCCCGAUGGGAAAAACUCCUCGAACUGCAAAACUCUCUUUUGAAAGGAAUCCCCACCAACGCACAACUCACCCUAACCCUUCUCCGCAUCGGCGAAGCAAACGGUGCCCCCCUACCACCACCUCCAUCCCACUCACUCCACCAAACCCCGUACCACCCGGCCCCAAUCGAAGACAAGGACAUCAACAUCGAUGCCACCCAAGAGGAAGUCAACCAAGCCAUCGCCCCGUCACCUCAACUCGUCGAAGAACACGAAACGCAAACGCAACCAGAACCCCACAAAAAGGGCUUCAUGAACCGCAUGAUCGGUUUCUUCCGCGGAACUACAGCAACAGGCAUCGAAAGCAAACUGGCCGUUGACCGGGCCCGCGCCGCCGCCGGCUCCAAACGCGCCAAAGGCCGAGUGGGCGUGCUGCGCAGAAAGGGCCAAAUCACACUACCCUCCGGCCCCAUCCAAUACGACGGCCGAUACAAAGGCAAGCGCGGCGUUGUGGUCCUCGAUCAAACCCAGCACCCGCCUCUUCUGUACUUCACGACAGAUCAAACUGUGCAACUCGACCGGCCAAGUCUGGAACACCGCCCGAAGGGGACCGUGUUGUUUAAGAUGCCCGUGACUGAUAUCCGGGAGAUGAGAAAGAUUGGAGGACUCGGGUGGAAAGGGAAACUGGUCACUGGGUGGGCUGUGGGGAGUAAGGAGGUGGUUGAUGGUCUGGUGCUUACUGGGGCCCUGCCGGAACAGAGUUAUCAACUUACGGCGAUGAAGACAAGGAAUCAGUUGUUUAAUCGGCUGGUCGCGAUUGAUGGACAGGUUUGGGAGAGCUUAUGAUUUUGUUGUGGAUGUGCUUGCUAAGGUAUUUUCAGGUUUGGAAAUAGUAUGUCGAUUUAGGCAGUAUGAUGGUAUUAAAGGGAGAAAGAAGUGGAAAUCCAGGUGUUUGUGAUCAAUUGUUCAUGUUACUAGGAAACAGGAUGGGAGUUUGAAUCUAUGGUAAUAGCAAUAUGAUAUGAUGUCAAUGAAGUUACGG
This is a messenger RNA of Aspergillus sclerotioniger CBS 115572, 2490 nucleotides long. RefSeq names its product DUF3292 domain-containing protein. NCBI's taxonomy places the organism in Eukaryota, Fungi, Ascomycota, Eurotiomycetes, Eurotiales, Aspergillaceae. Bases 264 to 2294 code for a protein of 676 amino acids. The record is from RefSeq and is a predicted model, not a curated record. The transcript has 5 exons.